This is a messenger RNA of Punctularia strigosozonata HHB-11173 SS5, 1385 nucleotides long. RefSeq names its product MFS general substrate transporter. Gene Ontology annotation, molecular function: transmembrane transporter activity. Gene Ontology annotation, cellular component: fungal-type vacuole membrane. Bases 1 to 1293 code for a protein of 430 amino acids. Gene Ontology annotation, biological process: transmembrane transport. The record is from RefSeq and is a predicted model, not a curated record. The transcript has 15 exons. Lineage: Eukaryota; Fungi; Basidiomycota; Agaricomycetes; Corticiales; Punctulariaceae.
AUGCGUGCUUGGCAGAUGGCGAGAGGGCUAGAAGAUAAGAAGCUGGUGGCGAAGGAUGACGAUGCAUGCAGCGUCGACGCCGGUCAUGCUUACUCGGAGAUCCACGCCAUCGUGGCGCACAAGUUGAGGAGGACCGUUACGGACGAGAAGACGACCUUCGAAGGCGAUGGAGGCAAUCGUCACAACACGGAAACAACCGAAGAAGAGCUUUUGGAGGAGGACUUUCUCGAGGGAGGUCUGAGGGCCUGGCUGACGGUUGCUGGAGCAUCGCUGACUUUGUUUGCGACCUUCGGAUAUUUGUACUCCUUCGGCGUGUACCAAGACUACUAUACCCGGAUCUAUCUUGUCAAUCGUUCUCCAAGUGUGAUCAGUUGGAUCGGCUCCACGCAAUUGAUGUUUCCAUUUCUUCUGGGCCUCGUAUCCGGGAAACUGUUCGAUGAGGGCUAUUUCCAUCAUCUCAUUGCGGCCGGAUCCAUUCUCUUUACAUUCUCUUACGGUCUCGUCGCAUUAUUUCAAACGGCGUCGUCCCUCGCCGCAGGGAUUGUCCUUGUUGGGAACUCGUGCGGAGCUAUAGCCUUUCCUAUCAUGAUCAACCAGUUGCUCAACAUCCAGGGACGCAGCUUCGGAGACUCGGUCCGAGACAGCCCCUACGUCCUUCUCGGAGUCCUGAUCGUGGGCAACCUGCUUAUGCGGCCUCGACUACCUCUGCGUCGCCUGCGGAAGCCGCAGGACCUACCUCCGCCGCCCAAGAUGUCCGUUCUAUUGACCGACUGGCCUUACAUGGUCGCCAUCCUUGCCGGGCUCGUGGCAUCGCUUGCGUUUUAUUUCCCGGUCUUCUAUAUCCAGCUGUUCGGAUUAAGUCAUGGGGUCGACUCAACCUUGUCGUUCUAUUCUGUGGCGUUGUUGAAUGGAGCGUCCGCGUUUGGCCGGUUAAUUGCGAACUGGCUCGCUGACCGCUAUGGGCCGUUCAACGUCCUCGUGCCGUCUUGCCUGUUCUCGGGCGCCCUGAUCAUCGCGAUGCUCGGAGUGACAUCCAGCGCUGCUUCGGUGGUCGUCAGCCUCUUGUACGGUUUCUUCUCUGGUGCCUUUCUGUCCCUGACUGUUGCCUUGAUUGCGGCUCUGUCGGCAAACGCGUCAGAGAUUGGCGUUCGCACGGGGGUGACUUUCACCACGCAAUGCAUCGCGACGCUCGUCGCGGCUCCCACCCAGGGCCAAUUUCUCACCAGGAGCCAGUUCAAGUGGGGACGGCCAAUAGCUUACUCUGCCGUGUAUCGUCCAAACUUUCUCCCCUAGCCGACUCACCCGAAAGCUAAGCUGCAUCACGAAACAGACGUUAGUGUUCGUUUCCACGUACUAUUCGCGGCCGCGCGUGGUCUGCUCGCGAG